GGGGGGACAAGACAGGGCGAAGGCGCCGGCAAUCGAUUCCCGUCCGCAGUCCGGCUCGGCGUUCGAACAUGGCAGACAAGACUAAGGUUGUGGAACAAUAUUACGCCCCGCCGCCGGAUCUAGGCAAAUGGGAGUCGUUCCGAACCUUCCUGUGGAAUGGAGAAACCGGACAAUUCCUCGGCCGCACGGGAUCGAGUUGGGCAAAGAUCUUGCUGUUCUACCUCAUCUUCUAUGCGGUCCUCGUCGGCUUUUUCGCGGCUAUGCUCGCGAUUUUCUAUCAGACGCUGGAUUCGAAAAUGCCUAAAUGGCAGCUGGACGGGUCUAUAAUCGGCAGUAAUCCAGGUCUCGGCUUCCGACCGAUGCCCGACUCCGCCAACGUUGAGAGCACGCUGAUCUACUACAAGGCUAACGACAAGGGAUCCGUCCUCAAGUGGGCACAGAUCAUCGAUGACUAUUUGGAACAGUACCGCAAGAAGGGCAGUGGCGUUGGCGAGGCGAGUGGCGCUGAGAAUCGCGUCCCCUGCUCCCCCACGAGCGGCGCCACCGGCGAGAAGCAGGUGUGCGACGUGCCCGUCGACGACUUCCACCCCUGCACCUCCGCCAACCAGUACAACUACGAGGAGGCUGGACCCUGCGUCUUCCUCAAGCUUAACAAGAUCUUCAACUGGAUCCCCAAGCCCUACAACAACACUGAGGAGCUGCCUUCCAACAUGCCCGAGGACCUGAAGCAGCACAUCAAGAUGGUCUCCGGCAAGCCGGAGGCGAACACUGUAUGGGUAUCGUGCGAGGGUGAGAACCCCGCUGACGUGGAGAACAUCGGGCCGGUGCAGUACAUACCCCGGCGCGGGUUCCCUGCUUACUACUACCCCUUCACCAACAAGGAGGGCUACCUGAGCCCCCUGGUCGCCGUACUCUUUGAGAAGCCCAGGACUGGUGUCCUGAUCAACAUCGAGUGCAAGGCGUGGGCCAAGAACAUCUUCUACGACCGCUACGAGCGGCGCGGCUCCGUGCACUUCGAGCUGAUGGUGGACCGCGCUUAAGCACCGCACGCUGCCAGUUGGCAACCACGCCGAGCUCUCGGCACACAGCACACACCCGGGACCUUUGAGGAGCCCUCCAUAAUACUCAGAAGGGACUUUCCAACAACCUUUUAAACCUCAAUACAGCUUACCUCCCUUAAAUUUAGCAGGAUACAUAACGCUGUCUCAUAACAAAAGCUUGUGGAAAACCCCUGGUUGGUAACAAGUCAUGUAUCAACGCCACUCGCGUCCUGUGUGCCGAAAGCUUCCCCGCCGAUUGGCCGCCAAGGUCACCAACUGAUCGCCUGCAGGCCAAGGUCACCAAGCCCCCAGUUGGCCAGGUUCUUCAACUUACUGCCAAAUGAUCGUUAGUUGAUCACUAGUCAUGCUAAUUGGUGAUGUCCGGUCCCAACCGGGUAUGUUCGUUGUUUUAAGUGUUGUAAGGUCAUCAUGGUUACCAGUUAGUCGCCAAGGUCGCCAAUUGUUCGCCAGGGCUGCCAAGGUCGUCACGGAGGUCACGCCAGGCCGGCUGCCAAGCGCCAUUAGCAAUAGCCACAUAGUCGGCGAUUAAUUUGUAUUCGUUUUAGAAUAAGCCGAAAGGCGCCACUAAUUUUAAAUAUUGUUUGUCACGCUUCAAAUAAAGUUGAUGAAAUUUAAAAUUAUUGAAUAUUUAUGAAUUAUGUAAUGUUUUCUGGACGGAGAGUCAAUAAACACGCAAUAGUUGGUUCCAAUUUAGGUUUUUU
Molecule: messenger RNA, 1762 nt
Organism: Trichoplusia ni (cabbage looper)
Lineage: Eukaryota; Metazoa; Arthropoda; Insecta; Lepidoptera; Noctuidae
Gene: nrv3
Product: sodium/potassium-transporting ATPase subunit beta-2-like
Exons: 7
Coding region: 69-1040 (323 amino acids)
Biological process (GO): intracellular potassium ion homeostasis; potassium ion import across plasma membrane; sodium ion export across plasma membrane
Cellular component (GO): sodium:potassium-exchanging ATPase complex
Molecular function (GO): ATPase activator activity
Source: RefSeq, a predicted model, not a curated record